UAUACACUCCCAGCUUUUCUCUCCACCAGCGGCCGGGGCUUGCUUUUCAGCGGGCGCUUAGGUCCAUGGCUGCGCCCAAUGUCGCGGCGGAUGGCUUGGAGGUGAUCUUGACGCCCUACAGGUUCGAUGCCAACGACCUCCGGUGGCUGCCCACCGGGGAGGCUGCCGCGAAGGUCCGCAUGAGCAAAGAGGCAGCCAAGAACUGGCGCCUUGUCUUGGGCCAGCAGAGCCUGCCGCUUUCGGAGAUUCGCAAAGCUUCGGCAAUGGGGCCACACUUUCUGGUCUUGGACUUGGAGAAGCAAGGCCACGUGGGGCUUCGCUGCGAGGAUGAGCUAGGCUUGAAGCAGUUCACUGCGGAGCUUUUGCGGAGGAAGGCUGAUUACGAGCGCUUCGAGCAAUACGAUCAAAGCAGUGUUCAAAGCUACUUCCAGUACUAUGCAAAGCUGUCCAACCAGCAGAAUAUGCUCCAAGAUGGAGUGCGGACUUCCACCUACAACAGAGCCAUUGUGGAGAAUCCCGAUGACUUUGCGGGAAAGUCGGCGAUGGACCUGGGAGCUGGCAGCGGGAUUCUCUCCUUUUUUGCGGUGCAGGCAGGGGCCGAGAAGGUCUACGCGGUGGAAGCCUCGUCUAUGGGUGAAGUGGUUCGGCUCCUGGCCGAUGCCAACGCAUUUCUCACCAAGAAGAUCCAGGUCAUCAGUCGGCCGGUUGAGACCAUCACCCCGUCUGAGCUGGACGGGAAGGUGGACGUGCUUGUUUCCGAGCCAAUUGGGACCUUCCUCUUCAACGAGAGGAUGAUCGAAAGCUAUCUUUGCGCAAGAGAUCGCUUUCUCAAGCCCGGCGGCAAGAUGUUCCCCAACGCGGGAACACUUUGUGUCGCACCUUUCUCCGACUCCUUGCUUCAUUGGGAACAAGCGAACAAGAACGGAUUCUGGAAGAACACCAACUUCUAUGGAAUCGACCUGUCUGCGGCUGUCCAGAGAUGUACAAAGGAGCAUUUCCGGCAGCCCAUUGUGGACUACAUCAACCCCGAGUGCUUGGUAUCCAAGCACAUCGAGACCAGGUUUGAUUUCAUGACGAUCUCGGUGGAGUCCUUGCAGAAGAUUGAAAUCCCGUUCGACUUCGAGAUUUCGCAACCCUGCUUGGUCCAUGGUUUGGCGGGCUGGUUCGACGCCCACUUCGAGGGCAGUAACCAGACGGUGAUCCUAUCGACCGCACCGUGGUGUUCUGGAACCCAUUGGUACCAGAUCAGAUUCUUGCUGGAGGUUCCCUUGGCGGUGAAUGCAGGUCAGCACGUCGAGGGAACUCUCAAGAUGGAGGCCAACAACCUUCAGUCCUACUAUCUCAGUAUCUUCAUGAGAAUAAAAGGGACUGACAUUUCCUCCUCUGCACCGUGCAUCGAUCUCAAGGAUCCGGAAUACCGCUUCUACACCUCAGCGAACUCCUACUGUCCGCCGGGGACUGCGCAGGCGGGAGCUCAACAAGCGGCCACGCCGCAACAAUACCAACAGGCGCACUUUGCCCAGACGCAAAACAUUCUGCCCGGUCAGGCGUUUGGGGCUCCACAGUCUCCCUGGGUUGAAGCGACCGCCGUUUGGGGUGGAGGGCCUCAACGUCCUGAGACAGGGCAGCCAAUGGUCAACGGUUUUGGUCACCGCUGAGAGCGGAUGUGGGAGUUCAGUGCCUGAAUGCUGCAGCGGAGUCCUGCUUUUCCCCGUUCAGCAACAGGUCACAUAGUCACGCAUUUGAUGGCAGGGCCGC
Messenger RNA from Durusdinium trenchii, 1758 nucleotides. NCBI's taxonomy places the organism in Eukaryota, Dinophyceae, Suessiales, Symbiodiniaceae. The record is from the annotation of a GenBank genome assembly.